AUGCCUCAUUUACACAGCGCAUUGUACAGCUCUGGUACAGAAUACAUGCCUCAUUUACACAGCACAUUGUAUAGCUCUGGUACAGACUACAUGCCUCAUUUACACAGCCCAUUGUAUAGCUCUGGGGCAGACUACAUGCCUCAUUUACACAGCCCAUUGUACAGCUCUGGUACAGACUACAUGCCUCAUUUACACAGCCCAUUGUACAGCUCUGGGGCAGACUACAUGCCUCAUUUACACAGCCCAUUGUACAGCUCUGAGGCAGACUACAUGCCUCAUUUACACAGCCCAUUGUACAGCUCUGGUGCAGACUACAUGCCUCAUUUACACAGCCCAUUGUACAGCUCUGGGGCAGACUACAUGCCUCAUUUACACAGCCCAUUGUACAGCUCUGAGGCAGACUACAUGCCUCAUUUACACAGCCCAUUGUACAGCUCUGGUGCAGACUACAUGCCUCAUUUACACAGCCCAUUGUAUAGCUCUGGUGCAGACUACAUGCCUCAUUUACACAGCCCAUUGUACAGCUCUGGUGCAGACUACAUGCCUCAUUUACACAGCCCAUUGUAUAGCUCUGAGGCAGACUACAUGCCUCAUUUACACAGCCCAUUGUAUAGCUCUGGGGCAGACUACAUGCCUCAUUUACACAGCCCAUUGUAUAGCUCUGGGGCAGACUACAUGCCUCAUUUACACAGCCCAUUGUAUAGCUCUGGGGCAGACUACAUGCCUCAUUUACACAGCCCAUUGUACAGCUCUGGGGCAGACUACAUGCCUCAUUUACACAGCCCAUUGUAUAGCUCUGGGGUAGACUACAUGUCUCAUUUACACAGCCCAUUGUACAGCUCUGGUGCAGACUACAUGCCUCAUUUACACAGCCCAUUGUAUAGCUCUGGGGUAGACUACAUGCCUCAUUUACACAGCCCAUUGUAUAGCUCUGGGGCAGACUACAUGCCAGAUUUACACAGCCCAUCAUAUAGCUCUGGGGCAGACUACAUGCCUCAUUUACACAGCCCAUUGUAUAGCUCUGGGGCAGACUACAUGCCUCAUUUACACAGCCCAUUGUACAGCUCUGGUGCAGACUACAUGCCUCAUUUACACAGCCCAUUGUACAGCUCUGGUGCAGACUACAUGCCUUAUUUACACAGCCCAUUGUAUAGCUCUGGGGUAGACUACAUGCCUCAUUUACACAGCCCAUUGUAUAGCUCUGGGGCAGACUACAUGCCUCAUUUACACAGCCCAUUGUAUAGCUCUGGUGCAGACUACAUGCCUCAUUUACACAGCCCAUUGUACAGCUCUGGUACAGACUACAUGCCUCAUUUACACAGCCCAUUGUACAGCUCUGGUGCAGACUACAUGCCUCAUUUACACUGGCUGUGUCUGCACACUGCUGUCUUUGCAUGCAUCAUUAUCCAGCAGACCACUUCAGCGCUACUUGUUGGAGGGGUCAUACCACUGUUGUAG
Protopterus annectens (West African lungfish) is the source of this 1458-nucleotide messenger RNA. Its product is annotated as early nodulin-75-like. The transcript has a single exon. The record is from RefSeq and is a predicted model, not a curated record. Lineage: Eukaryota; Metazoa; Chordata; Ceratodontiformes; Protopteridae. Bases 1 to 1458 code for a protein of 485 amino acids.